AUUAUUCCAUUAUUCCAUUCCUAUCUCUCUCUCUCUCUCUCUCUCUCUCUCUCUCUCUCUUCAAUCGUCUUCCUCCUCCAUCUGGUCGUGGAGCUGAACAGCGCUCUCCUUCUCUCCCCCGCCUCGCUUGUUCCCCCAUUCCUUUUCCUCUCUCCCUCCGGCCCGCUUUAUUUGGGAUCGUGCGCGCCGGAAUCAGUUGCUGCUUCUUGUUAUCGGUCGAUAAUUUCUUGAUUUCCGACUCCGUCUGUUCGCUGCACAUCACAGAUUAGCCGGAAAUGGAGGAGGACAAGUCUAGGGCUUUAGGGAAUGGAGAUGGAGCCCAUUCUUCUUACUGGCUCGAUGCUUGUGAGUACCCGCCCUGCGACGUGGUCCCUGAAUUCGUCGAUUUUGGUGCUGUUGUUGGCGACCCUGCUGCCCAACAUAGCCUCGUCAGCGCCGAUGACUUCUUCGGAGGUAUUGACAGCAUUCUCGACAGCAUUAAAAGCGGUGAUGCAAUCCCUCCUCCUCCUACUCCUAGCUCUGAGAAGACUCGUGCUUUUGUCGAUGCUGGCUCCGGAUGCCUCAUCGGUUGUGACUCUCCGCCCUUAACUAGCAAUGGAGGAGAGCAAAAUGGGUUUCAGAGGCACGACGACCGGGAAAGCCAAAGAGACCUCUCUCGCGACGAAAGAAGCAACAAGAGAAGCAGGUGCAUCGCCCACAGUGGCCUCGCAAUCCACUCGAUGAAGGGGGGGAAUCCUUACCACCGGGAUAGGGAGAAGGAGAGACAAUCAAGCCUGAAGAGGCUGCGUGAUUGGGAUGAGCUUGACAGGGGAGAUAGGGAUCACAUCAGGAGGAGAGACCACCGCAGCGGUUCUGGACGACGGGAUGGGAGGGAGAGGGAAUGGAGAGAUAGCGAACCUAGCGGCUACUGGGAGAGGGACCGCCCAGGUUCCAAUGACAUUGUUUUCCGGUUAGGUACUUGGGAAGCUGAUCGUAGCAGAGAGGAGAAGUCCAGAACUGACGAUAUUCAGGACUGCAAUGGGAGGGUGGACGACAAGCCUGAGGAUCAUAAGGAGAGAUUUCCUGAGGAACAAGCCCGGCAGUAUCAGUUGGAUGUUCUCGAACAGGCCAAAAGGAAAAACACAAUAGCUUUUCUGGAAACGGGGGCAGGGAAGACCUUAAUCGCUGUUCUGCUCAUCAAAAGUGUGUGUGCUGAUCUACAUAAAUUAAACAAGAAAAUGCUGGCUGUAUUUUUAGUGCCUAAAGUUCCGCUUGUUUAUCAGCAAGCCGAAGUGAUCCGUGAGCGUACUGGUUACCAAGUUGGUCAUUAUUGUGGCGAAAUGGGUCAGGACUUUUGGGAUGCAAGACGAUGGCAACGUGAGUUUGAGACAAAGCAGGUUUUGGUGAUGACUGCUCAAAUUCUGUUGAACAUCCUAAGGCACAGUAUAAUAAAAAUGGAAGCUAUAAAUCUCCUUAUAUUGGAUGAAUGCCAUCAUGCUGUGAAGAAACAUCCAUAUUCCUUAGUGAUGUCCGAGUUCUAUCAUACAACACCCAAAGAGAAGAGACCGUCUGUGUUUGGAAUGACUGCUUCACCUGUUAAUUUAAAGGGCGUGUCAAGUCAAGUGGAUUGUGCAAUCAAGAUUAGGAAUCUUGAAAGCAAGCUUGAUUCUGUUGUCUGUACCAUAAAAGAUCGAAAGGAGCUGGAAAAGCAUGUUCCGAUGCCAUCUGAAGUUGUCGUAGAGUAUGAUAAAGCGUCUAGUUUGUGGUCCCUCCAUGAGCAAAUAAAACAAAUGGAAGUGGCAGUUGAAGAAGCCGCACAAUCUAGUUCAAGGAGAAGCAAGUGGCAAUUUAUGGGUGCUCGUGAUGCAGGUGCAAAGGAAGAACUGCGCCAAGUUUAUGGUGUUUCCGAAAGAACAGAGAGUGAUGGUGCUGCUAACUUAUUACAAAAGCUUAGAGCAAUCAAUUAUGCUCUUGGUGAGCUGGGACAAUGGUGUGCUUACAAGGUUGCGCAAUCCUUUUUGACUGCUUUGCAGAAUGAUGAGAGAACAAAUUACCAGCUCGAUGUUAAGUUUCAGGAAUCCUUCCUAAGUAAAGUUGUAUCUCUCUUGCAAUGCCAACUGUCAGAGGGGGCUGCUCUUGAUAAAGAUACGACAUCUGUAGGAAGUGGUGUCAUGUUGGAUGUAACUGAUAUUGAUGAGAUAGAGGAAGGAGAGCUUCCUGACAGUCAUGCUGUUUCUGGUGGAGAGCAUGUGGAUGUCAUAAUAGGAGCAGCUGUGGCCGAUGGAAAGGUGACGCCAAAAGUGCAGGCAUUAAUUAAAAUACUUCUCGAAUACCAACAUACAGAGGAUUUUCGGGCAAUAAUAUUUGUUGAGCGUGUUGUCGCUGCUUUGGUGCUUCCUAAGGUGUUUGCAGAGCUUCCAUCUUUAAGUUUUAUUAAAUGUGCGAGCUUGAUUGGGCAUAAUAAUAGUCAGGAGAUGAGGACAUGCCAAAUGCAGGAGACUAUUGCCAAAUUCCGAGACGGUCGUGUGACAUUGCUGGUUGCAACUAGCGUAGCUGAGGAAGGUCUUGAUAUACGGCAAUGCAAUGUUGUAAUUCGAUUUGACCUUGCAAAAACUGUUUUGGCGUACAUUCAGUCACGUGGCCGUGCUAGAAAGCCCGGGUCAGAUUACAUCUUGAUGGUUGAGAGGGGGAAUUUGUCCCAUGCAGCAUUUUUGAGGAAUGCAAGGAAUAGUGAGGAGACAUUGCGAAAAGAAGCAAUUGAAAGAACUGACCUUAGUCAUGUAAAGGACGCAUCCAGGUUAAUUUCACAGGAGGCUAUACUAGGUACAGUGUACCAGGUAGAGUCAACUGGUGCUAUCGUCAGCUUAAACUCUGCUGUGGGACUUAUUCAUUUCUACUGCUCUCAGCUUCCGAGCGACAGAUAUUCAAUUCUUCGUCCUGAAUUUAUCAUGGAGAGGCAUGAGAGACCAGGAGGUCCCACCGAAUAUUCCUGCAGGCUUCAGCUCCCUUGCAAUGCGCCUUUUGAAAAACUUGAGGGACCUAUAUGUGGCUCAAUGCGGCUUGCACAACAGGCUGUUUGCUUGGCUGCUUGCAAGAAGCUCCAUGAGAUGGGAGCAUUCACUGACAUGCUAUUACCAGAUAAAGGAAGCGGGGAAGAAGGGAAUAAUGUUGACCAGAAUGAUGAAGGAGAUCCUCUUCCUGGCACUGCCCGGCACAGGGAGUUUUAUCCCGAGGGUGUGGCUGACAUCCUCCAGGGAGAAUGGAUCUUGCAUGGACGAGAUGGUUGCAGUGACUCCAAGUUGCUUCAUCUUCAUAUGUAUGCUGUCAACUGUGAAAAUAUUGGCUCUACAAAGGAUUUGUUUUUAAAUCAAGUUUCGGACUUUGCUGUACUGUUUGGAAAUAUGCUGGAUGCAGAGGUGUUAUCGAUGUCCAUGGAUCUAUUUAUCGCUCGAACCAUGAUAACAAAGGCAUCUCUUCUUUAUAGGGGCUCAGUUAGUAUAACUGAGAAUCAGUUAAAAUCUCUUAAAAGCUUUCAUGUAAGAUUGAUGAGCAUUGUGCUGGAUGUGGAUGUUGAACCUUCGACCACUCCAUGGGAUCCUGCGAAGGCUUAUUUAUUUCUCCCUUUGGUUGGCGAUAAAUCUAUAGAUCCACUUAAAGAGAUUGACUGGGAUCUGGUCAAUGAAAUUAUUGGAACAAAUGCAUGGAGCAAUCCACUGCAGAGAGCCAGGCCAGAUGUGUACCUGGGUACAAACGAGCGUACUCUUGGUGGGGACAGAAGGGAGUAUGGAUUUGGGAAGUUGCGGCACGGUAUGGCUUUUGGACACAAGUCCCAUCCAACUUAUGGGAUUAGAGGAGCUGUAGCACAAUUCGAUGUUGUGAAAGCUGCUGGAUUGAUUCCUCACAGAGAUGCCUUUGAAAUGGAAAAGAAUCAGGACUUAUCUGAAGACAAAUUGAUGAUGGCUGAUUCUUGCAUAAAUUCUAAUGAUUUGGUGGGAAGAAUUGUGACGGCUGCACAUUCUGGAAAGAGGUUUUAUGUCGACUCCAUAUGUUAUGAUAUGACUGCAGAAAACUCAUUUCCAAGAAAAGAAGGCUAUCUUGGCCCGUUGGAGUAUAGCUCAUAUGCUGAUUAUUACAGACAAAAGUACGGAGUUGAAUUGGUCUAUAAACAACAACCAUUGAUCAAAGGACGUGGAGUGUCAUACUGCAAGAACCUACUCUCGCCUAGAUUCGAACACUCAGAAGGUGAAUCUGAGGAAAUUCUUGACAGGACAUAUUAUGUGUUCCUCCCCCCUGAACUCUGUCUUGUGCAUCCACUUCCCGGGUCACUUGUUCGUGGAGCUCAACGAUUACCUUCAAUAAUGAGAAGGGUAGAGAGCAUACUGCUUGCAAUUCAACUCAAGGAUAUAAUAGAUUAUCCAGUCCCUGCUUCGAAGAUCUUGGAGGCUUUGACUGCAGCCUCAUGUCAGGAGACGUUCUGUUAUGAAAGAGCGGAGCUCCUGGGAGAUGCUUACUUAAAAUGGGUUGUAAGCAAAUUUUUAUUUCUUAGAUAUCCACAAAAGCAUGAGGGUCAGCUGACCAGAAUGAGGCAACAAAUGGUGAGUAACAUGGUUUUGUAUGAAUAUGCUUUGAAUAAAGGACUUCAAUCCUUUAUCCAAGCGGAUAGAUUUGCUCCAUCUAGAUGGGCUGCACCAGGAGUGCUUCCUGUCUUUGAUGAGGAUACAAAGGAUGAAACAUCCUUGUUUGAUGUGGAGCAUUCGCUUGCUGAAGUUGGAGGUGGGUUAGUUGUAAACGGGGCUGAGUAUGAUGAUGACAGCAUUGAAGAUGGUGAAGUUGAGAGUGACUCAAGUUCUUACAGAGUUCUGUCUAGCAAGACACUAGCAGAUGUUGUUGAAGCAUUGAUUGGGGUGUAUUAUGUUGAAGGUAAGAAGAAUGCUGCCAAUCACUUCAUGAAAUGGGUGGGAAUACGGGUUGAGUUUGAUAAUAAUGAGAAAGAAUGCGCAAUCAGGCCAUCAAAUGUGCCAGAGAGCAUCCUCAGGAGUGUCAAUUUUGAUGCUUUAGAAUCUGCCCUUAAUGUCAAGUUUAAAGAUAGAGGCCUCUUGGUAGAAGCUAUUACUCAUGCUUCACGACCAUCUUCUGGAGUCUCUUGCUACCAGCGGUUGGAGUUUGUUGGUGAUGCAGUUCUGGAUCAUCUUAUUACAAGGCAUUUGUUCUUCACUUACACUGAUCUUCCGCCUGGCCGCUUGACUGAUUUACGAGCUGCUGCUGUAAACAAUGAAAACUUUGCACGUGUUGCGGUUAAACACAAGCUCCAUUUACACCUUCGUCAUGGGUCUAGUGCCUUGGAGAAGCAGAUCAGGGACUUCGUAAAGGAAGUUCAAGAUGAAUUGUCGAAGCCAGGUUUCAACUCUUUUGGUUUAGGAGAUUGUAAAGCACCAAAAGUCCUUGGCGAUAUUGUUGAAUCCAUUGCUGGUGCUAUAUUCCUUGAUAGUGCACAUGAUACUGCUGUCGUGUGGCAGGUUUUUCAGCCCUUGUUGCAACCCAUGGUCACUCCAGAUAGACUCCCCAUGCAUCCUGUCAGGGAGCUGCAAGAACGCUGCCAGCAGCAGGCUGAAGGCUUGGAGUAUAAGGCCUCUCGAAAUGGCAACUUGGCUACAGUUGAAGUCUUUGUUGAUGGGGUACAGGUUGGGGUCGCUCAGAAUCCGCAAAAAAAGAUGGCGCAGAAACUUGCUGCACGAAAUGCUCUUGCUGUUCUGAAAGAAAGGGAGACAUCCGAUCCUAAGGUGAACAUUGAUGGAAAGAAGAAAAAUGGUAACCAAACAUUUACGAGGCAGACACUAAACGACAUAUGUUUGCGUCGAAACUGGCCAAUGCCAUUAUAUAGGUGUGUAAAUGAGGGUGGCCCUGCACAUGCAAAGCGGUUCACUUUUGCCGUUCGUGUAAACACCACUGACAGGGGAUGGACGGAUGAAUGUGUGGGGGAGCCCAUGCCAAGUGUCAAAAAGGCGAAGGACUCUGCUGCUGUUCUUCUCUUGGAACUUCUAAACAAAUGGUUCUCUUGACAUUAAAAUUAUAUUAUGAAUGGCCCUUAAUAUGCAUUCAUGCUCCGGACUCGAAGAAAGAUGGGGGGCUUGCAACUUAUGAUACUUUUCCUCUCUUGUUCUCUUGCCCAACCAAGUGCUACAGGGAUGUGUGUUUUUUAAAUUUUAUUACGAGGUCUUUCGCUGGAUAAGCAUGGAAGGGGAUUUUUGUAAGGACUAUUGCUUGGUUAUAUACUCUCUUGGUAUAGAGAGAGUACCAGAAAUAGGAGAGGAGCGCUGAUUACACAGGAAUUAAUAAAUGUUUUUUAUGAAA
This is a messenger RNA of Rhodamnia argentea, 6330 nucleotides long. Its product is annotated as endoribonuclease Dicer homolog 1. The record is from RefSeq and is a predicted model, not a curated record. Gene Ontology annotation, molecular function: ribonuclease III activity; protein binding; ATP binding. The transcript is spliced from 20 exons. Gene Ontology annotation, biological process: siRNA processing. Lineage: Eukaryota; Viridiplantae; Streptophyta; Magnoliopsida; Myrtales; Myrtaceae. Gene Ontology annotation, cellular component: cytoplasm; nucleus. Bases 276 to 6038 code for a protein of 1920 amino acids.